This is a messenger RNA of Symbiodinium sp. CCMP2456, 1019 nucleotides long. The record is from the annotation of a GenBank genome assembly. Lineage: Eukaryota; Dinophyceae; Suessiales; Symbiodiniaceae.
AUGUCUGAGCUGCGUCGCAUCCUUCUGGCCCAGCCGAAGGCAGAGGGCCUGGGAAACGUGCCCAAGCGAGCUACAGAGUUGUUGGAGGACCUGCAAAUGAGCAUGAUGGAGACCAUCCGCAAUGAGUUCAAGGGCCUGAAAGAGGCGCAGGAGGAGAAGCAGAGCCCAGAGAACGCCUCGCUGUCCUCGCUGGCCGUCGGCAUCACCUCGCAGAUUCACAACCUGAGGGAUGACCUGCUGACCAUCCUGCACAGCAACGGGUCUCAGGGCAGCGUCUGCAGUUCCACUCGGAAUUCCUGCAGCCCGCCUCCACGCAUCGUCGCCAUGCCACGAGAGGAGUCUCCCCCGGCUGCACGAGUCGUGGGACCAGCGGCUACGGCUCCUAUCUCCGGCUUCUCUACCGAACCAGUGGUCCGCCCUGCCACAGCCUCGCCCACCCCGGACGGGCGGUUGUCCCCAGCACCCCCUCUCUCCCAGAAUUCCCUCCCCAACUCCCUGCCCUGUUCCGUCCCGGGCUCCGUGAUGCCCUCAUCUCCCCACCUCCGCAUGUCCAAGCCCCUGCAGCAGCGCCUGGUGGUUACCGCCUCCACUGGCCAGCUGCCUGCUGCCAAUCGCUCGCCGUCGCCUCCCUCCAUGUACCGCCGCUACGUGGUCCCUUCCUACCAGAAGCCUGGAAGGGCACAGCAAGCCACGAGGCCCACGGCUCGGUCUAUGUCCCCCCUUCCACGGACGGGCUAUCUGCCCAUGGCUCCACGAGGUCGCCACACAGGAUGGAUGCCUUCGAUGCCGGUGGCGCCCGUGUCGGUGCGAUGGUCACCGAGCCCCCGGCAGCGUACGAACAUAUCGCCCGCAACAACAAUUCACGGCUCCGGUCCCUUCCAUUCGCUGCAGGAACCAGUAGCCGUCGAUCCGCGUAAAGCCCCAACGCCUCCGUCCAACACUGCCGCGGCGCCGGCAAGGGCGGAGGUCACCUCGAAGCCUCACGCAGCCCGUGUUGAGUCUGUGGAGUCCCUCAGCGU